This is a messenger RNA of Bactrocera oleae (olive fruit fly), 962 nucleotides long. Lineage: Eukaryota; Metazoa; Arthropoda; Insecta; Diptera; Tephritidae. The record is from RefSeq and is a predicted model, not a curated record.
CUGCACGAUGAUUUAGACAAGGAUCCCGAUUAUUCCGGUUCCGGUUUUGGUCCAGAUGACGAAGACUCAUCCACCGAUUUACAGCCAUCGCAUCGCGGAAACAAUAUACACACACAAUCGGGUAAACAUAAUACAGUUUUGACCACCGACGACAACGACGAUCUCAUUUCGAGUAGAACUCAUCAUCAAACGAAUAGUGGCACAAUUAUUGGCAGUAAUAGCGGCAGCAAUUCAGGCAUCAUCGGUGGCAAUAGUGGUAGCAACACUGGCCUCAAUACAAUUGCCACCACGACGAAACAAGCGUCACCAUCCAUCACCACAAAUCAAAAUACACCCACUCUCACCCACAUCACCACCACCACAAGCUCUGCGACGGCGGGCAAAAAUCGCGGCUCAUCCCUAUACCCCAACCAAGUCCCACAAACCCAUUUACCUGCAGCUCCUCACUACCCUGCAGGUGGCUCUGCGCACACAGACGACGAAGACUUCGAUCUCGGUGAAGGUGAUGACGACGGCGCUGGCAGUGGUGAUGGUGAUGACGAUGACGAUGAUCACACGGGCGAUGUGGAUGACGGUGAUGAGCAUGAGGGUCUCAUCGAACGUCCACAUCAACCGAAAUACGAUUUCGGUGUGGGCAAAGAGCCAACCACCACGAUAGAGAAUGGGACCAGCACAAGCAGUACCACUGCAUCGUCCACCACUACCAGCACUGGCAGCGUCAGCAGCAGCGAUAGCAAUGAUCGCAAGAAGAUCUUGAGUUCGCAUGGCAACGACGACGAGCAUGAUGUAGACGCUGAUGAAGAAGAUGAAUUCGAUGACACCUACGAUGAGGACAACAAGGACGAUGACGAGGAUGAUGAGGAUGAUCGCCUGCAUGAAGAGGAUGACAAUACUGAAGUGUAUAUUGAUGGCACGGAGCCGAAUGCCAAGAGCGGCAGUGACGACCAGGACAAUGAACGUCA